Molecule: messenger RNA, 9723 nt
Organism: Cladocopium goreaui
Lineage: Eukaryota; Dinophyceae; Suessiales; Symbiodiniaceae
Source: the annotation of a GenBank genome assembly
AUGGACCCAACCGAAGAGGAGCUCAACAACAUGGAGACCAUUGACGACGUGGCAGACUGGGCCGGUCUUGAGGGCCCUUUGAAAGAGGGUCUCCUCAAAGAUCUCGGCACCCCGACGAAACUCAGGGACAUUGCAUUCAUCACACGCCCGGUGUGGGACGCAGCACUUGUCCUCCUGAGGGUACCGACAGCACCAGCCAAUCCAGGCGACCCACCAGGUCAACGUGAACCCACACCAGUGGAGGGCUCGAGGCUGGAAAUCUUUCGACGGGUGGUGAUGCUCCGGAUGCAGAUGACGCCCGACACACCGGGGGAUCCGGGUAUACAACGCCCUGGGGUUGCUACAACUCCGGCACAGCCCCCGUCCAGUUCACAAGGUUCCCCAACGAGGAAGAUCAAACUGUCAGUGGUCAUUGACCCAACUCUGGACUCAGAGGUGGUCCAGUUGGAACAGACCGCUGUCAGUGCAAUGUACGCCAAGUACAAAAGCAGGUUCGGUGAUCACCCAUCGCCGGAGGUUGAGCCGAGCAUCGACCAAUUGUCGGCUUUGGCACAACUGUUGAAGGCGAACGCCACGCCAUACGCGGACAUGUCACUGUGGGGUCCACAUGGGCUCAGAACGCUGCGUAAAGCGGUGUUCAAGAGCUACGUGUUGAAUGCGGCAUCGGGGGAAUGGAGCAAGAAAGAAGCCCCUGGCCCAGAGAGCAUCGUCGCCUGGGAAAAGUGUUUUAAAACAUACAAGGUGGCGAUGGUGCUCUUGGAGGCUGCGGACCCCGAGAGGCUCGAGGCCUACAUGGAACACGUCAAGGAGUUCCACAAUCGCUUCGGGCCAGCAUGCUGGGGGAUCAUAUACCGUGCAGACACCCGCAUGCGGUCCGAGUACAUGGAGAGAAUCCGGCGGGCGCUGGACGAUGACCCACGGCAUGGGUAUACACCCGCCAACCCUUGGGCUGCCAUCUUCGCGGAAGCGGUCCGGGAGCAAGAUUUCUGGACAAGGGAAGUGAUGACCCUAAGCACACUGCUCUUGGCCCGCAACAAGUCCAUAGCCUGUGGGCUGAGCUCGGACUCCUCGAUCGAGUCGGCCCCAGAGCGGCCAUCGCCAAAGAGGAAGAAGUCCUCGAGCCCGAAGCUCAAGAAGAAGAAGGCAAAGAAGAAGUACACGGGGGAAGACAAGAGCAAGUGGGACGACAACAACAAGGUCUUCUCCCUCAACCGCAAGGGCCUUCAGAUUUGCAUCAAGUUCAACAAGGGGCAGUGCGGCAAUGGCAAGCCACAGUCAAGCGAGGGUGAGGCAGCACCUCCUACCCUUGCCGGUGACACUGCAUCAGGUGCAAAGCGCUCCAAGCGCAAGAAACAGCCUGAGUCGGAUCCCAGCGCACCGCCCGAAAAGAAAGGGCGCAAAGAAGAAAGCCCCAAGGAGAGGGCUGCGGCAUCCUCUUCAGGGGUGAAGCUGGUUCCAAGAAACCAGAGACCGUCCAGGUCACCACUGCAAAGAAAGCGAAGGCCAGUGCAGGCCGCACCGCAUCGGCAGGGGCCAAGCCAGCUGCCCAAGCCGCCAAGCUGGCACCCGUACCGGUACGGGGCGACAAACGUCCCGCCAGAACAGUGGGACCACAGGCCCAGGGCACUGCUGCUGUUCAGCGGCAAGUCCAGGGAAGGCGACAUCGCCAGCUAUCUUGCAGCAGGAGGAUGGAUAGUGGUGGUCGUCGACAUUGUGGGCCCCACCACAUGCGAUGUUCUGGACUCCGACAAUUACAGGCUCAUUCUGAAAGAAGUUCAGGAUGGCGUAUUCGACUGCGUGGGUAUUGCCACGCCUUGCGAGACGCUGUCACCCCUCAGGGAGAAUCCCCCAGGCCCCAAGCCAUUGAGGGACCUGGCUCAUCCUGAGGGUCUCGGCCGUAAGAAGCUCUCAAAGGCCGAGCAACAGCAGCUCGCUCAAGCAAAUCAGAUGUUCGAGCUGUCAGCGGAGGCGGUCAAGUAUCAGCUCAGGGCUCAUCGGUCGUUCUGGCUGGAGAAUCCUGACCAUGGAUCCAAACUUGACUUCUGGAAAACGAAGUGGGGCAUCGGCAUCGAGAAGCACGCACUGGUGCUCAAGGCGGCCUUCGACCAAUGUAUGUUCGAUGCAGAGGUCACCAAACCGACCAAGCUGGCACACUUCGACAUGGACCUCACCGAGUUGAGAGGCAUCAGGUGCACACAUCAAAACCGCACCUGGACCAAGCCUGACGGCUCAGAGUACAAGGCCAAGCACGAAAGCCUUGUGCAGAGGUGGCGCACCAACGAGGGAGGCAACAAAGAAAGGGCGUCCAAGGCAUUGGGAGCAUACCCACCGAGCUCCCCUGAAAGGGGGGCGCUGAAGGUCCAGCCGGGCCGCAUCUGGAAGACGCAAGUGCGCAUUACAAAGGCACUUCUGGGGGGGCAGAAAACCGUGCCCCUCGACAAAGCGUUCGUCGAGAAACUCAGAGAGCUGGUGGUGGGCUUGCUGGCUCCGGCCGGCGUCCAACUACCCCAGAAGUGCACGAGGGCGUCAACGCCUAUCUCGGCGGAGGUGCUUUGGGCCUGGGGUGAAUUCACAGAGGACCCCGACGCCAAGCUGCUGGCCACCUGGCUGAGAGAAGGAGCCCCACUGGGCUAUUCACAACCGAUACCCUGCACAGGGGUAUUUCCCAGGGUCACAGGACCACAUUGGGAAGAGGAAGCGGCGAAUCAGCUGGCCAGGCAAUACGAGGGAUGGAAGAAUCACCCAUCAGCUGACGAAUGGCAGGAAGACUUCGCCAUACUAGUUGCAGAGGCUCAAGCAAAAGGCUUCAUCUCCCUGUUCGACACCCGAGGAGGCCGCAACGUACCUCGGCCGUUGGCCGGUACUCAACAAGCUUGGCCUUAUCGUGAAAGUGAAGGGCUAACCGACGCAGCGGCAGAUGCAGUCGCUAUCCUCAGAGCCGGGGGCACACCAGUAUUCUUCGCGAUAGACAUCGAGAACGCGUUCCACAAUGUUCCGGCAGGGGAGGACAAAGCGUUCACGGCAGCUGCCAUUGAAGUGAACGGCCAACAGAAAGUACUGGUGUAUGACGUGCUCGUUUUCGGAGCAGUCUCGUCACCGACUCUCUGGGGACGCUUCGCCUCGUGGCUGGGCAGAACUUUGGCGGCCGUCAACCCGGCAGUGGCAUGCCAGAUCUAUGUCGACGACCCCAUCAUGGUCUUCGACUCCAGCGACCCGAAGGGGGACAAACAAAUCACGGUCAGCAUCCUCUGGGCGGCCGUGGCGGGUUUCCCAAUCAAAAUGGAGAAGACAGAGUCAGGUCAUUCAGUGAAAUGGAUCGGCGCAGAAAUGCGCAUAUUACAGGAGGACAGGGCGGUUUCCAUAACCAUUCCAGCCGACAAGGUCUCGGAGGUUGUGGAACGCAUCACGAAAAUUAUGGCGAGACCGGUAGUGGGCAAGAAGCAAUUGCAAUCGCUAGCCGGUGCACUGUCAUUCUUCGCAAGCGUCGUCCCAUUGAUGCGCCCGUUCCUGGGGGGCAUCUGGGCGGUGUUGGCGACUGAUGAUGGCCCUUCCAGGGCCAGAAAGCUCGUUCACACCAAACGGAUUGCCCACUCCAUGGAAUGGAUCCUCGCGCUAUUGGAAGAAUCGACUGUACCGUUCACUCGAGUGGUGAGGUCAGUCAAACCUAACUCAGGUGCCAUAAUCAUAACCGAUGCCUCGACUUGGGGCAUGGGCGGAGUGCUACUCAUGGGAGGGGCGGCCAUUGAGUAUUUCAGCUGCCCCAUUCCCUUUCAGUUCACAGUGAAGACAGGAGCCAUUCCCGGAAUACCAAAACACAUGGCACUCUGGGAGGCUCUCUGCCUGCUCUUGGCGGCUCGCAUCUGGUUAGUGCGGUUCCCCAUUGGCUCAGUGGUCCGUGUAAAAGCGGACAACAUAUCGGCCCUUUACCUACUCGCGAAGGGUAAGGCCAAAUCACCCGAACUGCAGGUGGUUGCCAGGGAAAUAGCACUCGACCAGGCCAAGGAGAGAUAUGAGGUCACUAUACUCCAGCACAUCAACACCAAGCUCAACAUCACAGCCGACCCGUUGAGCAGGCAACACGACCCAGUGCCGCCUCCUUUUCCUCAAGAUCGCCUCGGGGAAGCCAAACGGAUUCCCAUCGAGGUAGGUCCCGACUUUUGGCAAAUCCGUGAACUCGGACGCGGAAAAAGUGCGGCGGGUUACCUGAGGCCAGCUACUGCUCACGACGAGCCCAAGAAGCCUAAAGGGUUCAGGCCCUUGGCAGAAGGGCCAGUCAUUUCGUCUCGUGCCCCCGUUGCCGAUGGUAUUGACAACAAGGCAGCCAGCUCCGGACCCCGGGAGUGCAUGGAGCACAUUGCCAAGCGGGCCCGUGCGGCUAACUCCCAUGGACCAACAUUGUCUAGGGAGCGCACCUGGGAAUCUGUAGCAAAGGCAGCCGGGUACGAUCGCGCUUUUGAUCUCGUCCCCGACCUGAUAUAUUCUGUCAUGGGGGCCCUGGACAAAGCAGGGUACAGGUCAGCCGAACUGUACCUCGAAGUCGCGAAGCAAAGGCACAUCGAAAAAGGGCAACCCUGGACGGCACAGCUAGCGCUAGCGGCUAAAUGCGCCAAGCGUGCGUGCCAGCGGGGCAGAGGGCCAGCAAAGCAAGCUCAACCCUUGCCCUUGGCCGAUGUUUCCACUCUCACCGACGUAAGCAACCCGCUUGCGCCAGGGGGCCCGGAAUGGGCCGUCCGGUCAACGGUGCUUGCGUCCUGGUGGUUGUUGAGGGAAAUUGAAGCCAGCAACACGCUGCUAGCGCACGUGCAAGUGGAUCCUAGAGAAAAGUUAAUAAAAUGCAAUUUGCCGUCCAGUAAAGCAGACUGGCGCGCGUUGGGCGCCACUCGCACCCACACAUGCUCCUGCGCGGAGCAAGGAAGCCCAGCACUCUGUCCAUACCAUCUCAUGGUGGAACAAGUGAAAUGGGCCAAAGCAAAAAGGCAUUCGUUCCUCUUCUGUACAGAAACCGGCGCUCAGACGACCAAGUCAGGCUGGGCCGGCACGUUUGAGGCGAUUGCCCAAAAGCUGAAGCUGAAAUUGGUCGGCCCCACUGGGCUUCGACUAUUCACAGGCCACUCAGCCAGGGCCACGGGAGCCGUACACAUGGCUCGCACCCAAAUCGAACUUUGGAGAAUCCAAUUGUUUGGUCGUUGGGGAUCCGAAAUAUUUAAACAAUAUGUAAGAGACGCUCCCCUCGAACAGCUCCAUGGUUUGGCCCAAGAAGUUUCGCUCAAGGCCAUUCUGGCGGCCACCAAAGAAGCCACGGCAGCCGCAACCGGCCUUGCCCACCAGCCGGUUGAAGCCUUGGCUGACUGCGAGGCGGCAGCAAUCAUCGAACCUCCGGCACCAGAUCCACCGGAGAAUGAUGUACUUUUUGUUAGAAACCGCUCUUCGAGAGGCAAAGUACACUUGGCGGCACGCCACGGAAACACUUUGCCACAUUACCUGUGGCGUACAAAGUGCUUUUGGCAUUUUGCCCGUGGCCAAGCCGACUAUGCCCUUCUCAAAGAAGGUGGGAGCUUCACCUCGGCCUUGGUGGCCAUUUUGGCUCAAGGAAUUGAUGAAAAAGCACUGUACUUGGCAAUGACACGCGUUGAGAAGAAUUCGGCCCAGGCGCACAAGCUUGACACUGAGGCCACGCUUCAUACCUUGCCCAAACUUCAACUGGCACAUUCCAGGAUCAGCCGGUCACCCGAGCACGAUUGGCUGGCACCAGCUGGUCAGUCGAGCCUUACGGUUUAUCCACCGAAGGAGAACCGUGGCACUGGCCUUCCGUGUCGUGGAGCGAAGGUCCGGUUUACCAUGGAUCCAACCGAAGAGGAACUCAAUAACCUCAACACCUUGGAGAAUGCAGCCGACUGGGCAGGCACGACAGGUGCGGUCCACGACCAUCUCAUGGGGAAGUUGGGCAAACCGUCCAAGCUGCGGGACCUGGUCUUCAUUGCCCGUCCUGCGUGGGAUACGGUGGUGGCCAGCCUCACGAUCAAAGAGCCUCAAGCUGAUGGUACAGAGGCCGAGCGAGACUUGACCCCUGUGGAAUUUUCACGGGUCGAGAUCUUUCGCCGGGUGGUAUUCCUGAGGCUCAAGGUCAAUCCAGAUGGACCUGGUGGUGCAGGCCCUCCACAGCCGAUUGUGGGAGCGGCCCCAUUCCCAGGCACUGGAGGAGGACAAGGUCCAUCAUCUCCGACAAGAAAGCUUAAACUGAGUAGCAUCGUAGAUCCCACACUCGAUGCAGAGAUCCUGCAAUUGGGCCAAGAAGAAAUUGCAGAGAUGUUCUCCAAGUACAAGUCCAAGUUCGGCGAUGUCCCGUCAGCAGACGUGGAACCCAGCGCUGAUCAAAUAUCAGCAAUCAAACAGCUUCUUACCAGUGGAGCUCUGCCGUACAUAGACAUGUCAAUCUUCGGGCCACACGCCAUCCGGUCGCUGCGCAGGAGUGUGUUCUCCUCCUACACCCUGAAUGCGGCGACUGGGGAGUGGUCGAAGAAAGAGAGCCCAGGUCCGGCUACUCUCCAACAAUGGGAGAAGAGCUUCAAGACCUACAAGGUGGCUAUGCUCUUGUUGGAGGCUGCAGAUGCGGAGAGACUGGAGGGCUACCUAGAACAUAUAAAGGACCUCCAUGCGCAGUUCGGACAGGAAGCAUGGGGCAUCAUAUACCGUGCAGAUGUCAGGAUGAGAAGUGAGUUCCAAGAGCGGAUCCGCAGGGCCCUGGAUGAGGACCCAAAGUAUGGGUAUACUAGGGCCUCUCCAUGGAGCUCAGUCUUUGCGGCAACGGUCAGGGAGUCGGACUUUUGGUCCAAAGAAGUGGCGACGCCAGCCACGCUCCUUCUGGCCCGUAACAAACAGCUGGCACCUGAAGAGAGCAGCUCUCAAGAGGGUCGCCCACAGAAGCGCAAGUCUCGGCAGCCAGAAGGCACGCAGAAGAAGAAGGCCAAGCGCAAGUACACAGGUGAGGACAGAUCACGCUGGGACGCAGAACAGUCAAGGUAUUCCUUGAACCGAAAAGGGAUCCAGAUCUGCCAGAAGUACAACAGAGGCGCCUGCGGAAACGGGAAGCCGCAGUCACGAUGUGAGAACAAUCGUUCACAUCAAUGUGACAAGUCCCCUGGAGGCACUCAUCGGCCGGCAGUGAAGAGACCCAGGUCAGAAGCUGCCCCGAAAAGGGCGAGCCCAGAGAAUGAAGCUGCUUCACACCACAAGAGGCCGAGGCAAGACAGAGACCGGAAGGCACCAAACCCAAGAGAGGAGGAAGAACCCGGGAGCUCAAGUGACUCCAGCUCAUCGUCCACAUCAUCAUCCACUACGGUACAAGCAGGGAGAGAAAAGAUCCCAUCAAUGCCGCUGUACGCGGACUACAAGUAUGGGGCCACCAACCUGGACCCGCAGCUGUGGGAUGACAGGCCCAGGGCCCUCCUGCUCUUCUCAGGGCGUCCGAGGGAUGGAGACCUUACCUCCUAUCUUCAUCACAUGGGAUGGAUAGUGGUGGUGGUCGACAAGCAGGGGCCAACUGCGGCAGACCUUCUGGACACGGAAGUGUGUCGCAAGAUCUUCGCGGAUAUCAGGGCUGGAGUCUUCGACGUAGUGGGCAUGGCUACACCUUGCGAAACGGUGUCCCCACUGAGGGAGAAUCCGCCGGGCCCGAGACCACUCAGGUCCCUACAACAUCCGGAUGGGCUGCCUCUCAAAAGCCUUUCCUCAGAGGAGAGAAAACAGCUCAAGGAGGCAAAUCAUCUCAUCGAAUUUUCCACACACGUGACGAGAGAAGUGAGGCGCAUCAGAGCGGCCUACUGGAUAGAAAAUCCAGACCACAAGGAGAAGCUCGACAUGUGGAAAACGAGCUGGUUCAAAGAGAUGACUGGUCACGCGCUGGUGGAAAAGACGUUGUUUGACCAAUGCCAAUUUGGAGCAGAAACAACGAAGCCCACAAGGAUUCAGACGGACUCCCUUCCCCUUGGACAGAUCAAGGGGAGGAGGUGCAACCAUCCUCCGAGGGAAUGGACCAGACCAAACGGAGAGACCUACGUUUCACCACAUGAGUCCUUGGUCCAGAGGUGGAGUACAGUCAGAGGAGAAAAGGAGCGAGCAUCCAAAGCUCUGGGUGAGUACCCGCCAGCCUUGAACAAGGCCUUGGCAGAGGCGAUGGAGAAGGCGGACCUUCCCCGCGUGAUGAAGCAUCGCGAGGGGUCGGGCGCUCCCCUAGGCUUCACCGAACCCAUUCCUUGUACGGGCAUAUUCCCCGUGGUUAAGGAGGUUGAAUGGGAAGCGGAGGACGCCUUGGAAAUUUUCCGAAAAGGGGGGAAGCCAGCGUUUCUAGCAGUGGACAUCCGCGAUGCCUUCCACAACAUUCCAUCGGGUAAAGAGGCCGGUCAUUGGACGAAGACAGCUACAAAGUCUAGCAGGCGCGUUGUCUUCGUGGCGGGAUUGGUCCCUCUCAUGAGACCUUUCUUGAACUCCCUGUGGGCUGCACUGGCAACGAAUGACGGUCCGAAGCAGACCAGAAAUGUUGUCCAUGUGCGCCGCAUUGGGAUAGCCUUACAGUGGAUAGACGCCUUGCUGGGAGAAAAGGAGGGGCCCGUAUAUGGGGCCGUCGACCCCGGGCAUCCCGAAGCAGCCGCACCAUUGGCACAGCCAGGUGUCAAGGCUUACGCUAGGGGCUCGUUAAACGACGCCAUAAGGCCUCUAGGCAAGCCAGAAGGGCGUGCCAAAGGGGCCAAACAGGCGCAACCUUUGCCGAUGAUCGAGCUAGCGAAGCUGAAAGUUCACAAGGACCCAGCAGCUCCUGGAGGACCAAUUUUCCCGAUGAGGUCCGUCAUGUUGGCAUCAUGGUGGCUCCUUCGUGAAAUCGAGGCAAGCUCGGCAGAGAGGUCGCACAUCGAAAUCGACAAGGUCCAAAGACUUAUCCACUGGAAGCUUCCAUCCAGUAAGGCGGAUUGGCAGGCCUUGGGCGCAACUCGAACGCAUUCUUGUAAUUGCGAACAGAAUGCCCGGCAGCCAGAGUGUCCAUACCAUUCCAUGGUGGAGCACCUAGAGGCAGUGGGAGCUAUCAGCGAUCGCUGGGUUUUCCCAUCAGCCACAGGUGAGCAGUCAUCCAAAUGCGGAUGGGCCGACACCAUGCAAUGCAUGGCACAGCAGCUGAAUCUUCCUACGCACACAGACACUGGGGCAAGGAAAUUCACCGGACACAGCGCUCGGGCAACUAGCGCAGUGUACCUGGCACAGACCCAGAUUGAACUCUGGAGGAUCCAGCUAUUUGGGCGCUGGGGUUCGGAGUGCUUCAGGAUAUACAUCCGCGACGCUCCACUUCAGCAGCUGCACUCCUUGGCAAAAGAAGCUUCUCUCACAACUUCUUUAGCAGCAGCCCGGGCGGAACUUUCUGCGAUCCUCAGCCAGGCGCAAAAUUGUUCCCCGCCAGCCGCAGCAGUUUCCUUACGGAACCAGUCCGUGGACUGCCUUGCGGACUGCGAGGCUGCAGUGGAUAUUGCUCCGCAAUUGGAGCAGCCACCUUCAGUGGAGUUUGUGAUUAACAGAUCUGCCUACGGCAAGAUCCACAAGGUAGCCUGUAGUGGACCAACACGUCCUCACUACCUAUGGCGCACCCAAUGCAACUGGUAUUUUGCACGUGGUCACGCAGACUAUGCACUUGCAAGUCAAGCGGACCCAGACAAGCCAGAAUGCAACAAAUGUUUUUAA